GCUUUUCUCAUCAUCCAAUUCCUUGAUUUGUCGUCUUAGCUAUCCAACAAUCCCGAUUUCUUAAAACUCUCUCACUCUCUGAUGAAUUCGAACGAUUUAGGCUUUUUAAAUUUGAAAACUUUUCGUCUUCUUCGUUUCGCGAGAUCGAGAUCGAUUACGGGCCUCUCCGUUUCAGCUUCUGCGUUAUAAGUGGCUCUUGUCCAAUUCAUCCACGGAUUCCUUCCAAUUUCUGAUCCAUCUACAAAAUUGUUCUUAUGGGCUCUAUUAUGAGCUUGAGCUGUUCCAAGAGUAGAAUGUCCAGUCAAGACGAAGGAAACGCGAGUGAAUCUCGGAAAAGGCAGAAAAUGUCUCCGGAGUAUGAAGGGGACAGUAGCAGAUUGAUUCCUGGUCUUCCUGAUGAGUUGUCUAUGCAGAUACUCGCCAGACUCCCCAGAAUUUGCUACUUUAAAGCGAGGUUGGUUUCCGGGAAGUGGAAAUCCGCUUUACUGAGCUCUGAGUUAUAUAGUUUGAGACAAGAACUAGGAAAAACAGAGGAAUGGCUCUAUGUGCUGACUAAAGGUCAAGAGGAUAAGCUUUUGUGGUAUGCUUUAGAUCCUGUGUCCAUGAAAUGGCAGAAAUUGCCUCCAAUGCCUGCCACUGUUUACGAAGAAGAACCUCGAGAAAGUUUCUCAAGCUUAUGGAAUAUGGCUAAUCCAAGUGUCAAAGUUGUUGAGAUUGUGAGGAACUGGUUUCGCAGGAAAGAUGCCUCGGAGCAAAUGCCAUUUUGUGGGUGUUCCAUUGGUGCCGUUGGUGGGUGCCUCUACGUUCUUGGUGGGUUCUCGAGAUCUUGGACUAUGAAUUCUGUUUGGCGGUUUGAUCCUGUUUUUAACAAGUGGAGCAAAGCGAAUUCCAUGUUGGUAAAUCGGGCUUAUUCUAAAACGGGCAUUCUUAAUAACAAACUAUAUGUUGUGGGAGGGGUUAAUAAUGGACGACGAGGAGGUUUAUCUCCUAUUCAGUCGGCUGAAGUUUAUGAUCCAAGCAGUGAUACGUGGUUAGAAAUUCCGAGUAUGCCUUUCUCAAAGGCUGAAAUGUUGCCUAAUGCAUUUUUUACCGGCUUUUUGAAGCCUAUAGCCACUGGGAUGACUUCUUACAAUGGUAGGUUAUGUGUUUCUCAGAGCUUAUACUCUUGGCCGAUCGUUGUUGAUGUAGGAGGAGAGAUUUAUGACCCGGAGACAAAUUCAUGGGUUGAAAUGCCGGCAGGAAUGGGUGAAGGUUGGCCUGCAAGGCAAGCCGGGACAAAAUUGAGUGUAGUGGUGGAUGGUGAGUUAUAUGCUUUUGAUCCUUCUUCUUCUGCGGAGAAUGGCAAGAUCAAGGUUUAUGAUCAGAAUGAAGAUGCAUGGAAAGUUGUCAUAGGGGAAGUCCCUGUUUACGACUUGACAGAAUCAGAAUCUCCUUAUUUACUUGCUGGGUUACAUGGAAAACUUCAUUUCAUUACCAGAGACCGAAACCGCAAUAUUACUGUUCUACGAGCUGACGUUCCUGAUAGCUCGAGUUCUCCGUCAUCCAGCUCGAGUCCUGUCGUGGGUUCAUGCCCUUUUCAUGGAAAAGCUGAUUCAGUUGAUACAUCAGAUACAGUUAUCUGGAAUGUCAUUGCAACCAAAGAUCUCGGAGCUGCUGAACUCAUCAGCUGUCAAGUUAUAGAUUUGUAAAUGCAAAUGCAUACAAAAACAUCUAUUUGCCACUACCGAUGAAGCUCUAUGCCGAUAUUUUAGAAGCUGAAGCAAAAUCUCGUGACAUAUCUGUCUGGGAUAUCGUCGUUUGAAGCUGCUCUGAUCAAGAUUCUACAUUCUUCCGGGGUUGGCUCCCUUUUACGUAAGCUUAAGAGUACUAUACAAUCUCGUGACGAUGUAUACUUCAGGUUCUUGAUCGAUCCUCUUUCGACGUAUAUGCUUUACUUGUGGGUAUCUAUCGGCUGUUCAGAUACAUACAUGUAAUCAUAUGAUGUAAUACACAUAUCACAUGUCCUGUUCCACGGCUACAUCUCUUCCUUGCUUUCUGCAACAUGAUUGUUUUCACAGCAAAGCAGAGGAGGAGUAUAAGAAAAGGCUUUGAAGCUCACAUGGUUGGGAUUCUGAUUCAGACAAUGGAAGUUGUCUCAUUAAGAAUCUACUUCUCUUAGUUGAACAUGUCCUCUUUUCAGUUUCAGUUGGGUCUGGGAUUUUCUUCCUUGAACCUAACUGGUCCCAAUUUCUGUCUUUGGUUUUGAUCAUGUGAGUUUGGUUUGUUGAUUAUAUUAUGUAGCUCCUGUUUAUUCCCUCCUUUAAUUGUGGACCUACAAGCAUAUGAUAAUGGCCAUUUACAUAUACAUA
Tarenaya hassleriana is the source of this 2348-nucleotide messenger RNA. Its product is annotated as F-box/kelch-repeat protein At1g22040. The record is from RefSeq and is a predicted model, not a curated record. The transcript has 2 exons. NCBI's taxonomy places the organism in Eukaryota, Viridiplantae, Streptophyta, Magnoliopsida, Brassicales, Cleomaceae. Bases 255 to 1688 code for a protein of 477 amino acids. Gene Ontology annotation, molecular function: protein binding.